Messenger RNA from Pyricularia oryzae 70-15, 2037 nucleotides. RefSeq names its product MFS monocarboxylate transporter. Gene Ontology annotation, cellular component: fungal-type vacuole membrane. The coding region runs from base 268 to 1773 and encodes 501 amino acids. Gene Ontology annotation, molecular function: transmembrane transporter activity. Gene Ontology annotation, biological process: transmembrane transport. The transcript has 2 exons. Lineage: Eukaryota; Fungi; Ascomycota; Sordariomycetes; Magnaporthales; Pyriculariaceae. The record is from RefSeq and is a predicted model, not a curated record.
AGCGCCGAUUUCAUUACCUAAAUGAGGAGUCAUGGAUUCCUAGUAGUUUUUGCCGCACAUUACAUUACCCUAUCCACUAACAUCCCCCAAUCUACUUGCCCAAAAUGUGGUUUUUUGCUUUCACACCAUUGCAUGAGGGUGUACUCGUGAGGAGUAUUAUACACAAUAAACGGGCUUUUACCAUUGUAUAUAUGGCAUUGACUUGUGCGACCUUUCUUGAUCUAGUCAAUGGUUGCUCAUGAGAGUCAGUAGCAUAAAUUUGUUCUCAUGUCUUUUGGACGACAGGCUGUAGUAAGGACGGCCAUGGUUGAGACGAACACGGGUAGCGGUGAUGCCGUUCAGGCUAGCGCUACGAAUUCAGCAGCACCAGAACACGCACCCACAUCACACUCGGAAAAGGCUGGACAAGACUACCCACAGCCAAACUUGAACCCGGAGCUGUUCGUCGUUGCCAGCAGGGACCCGGCUGUCGAGGCGGCUAGCAAGAAAGCCGGCGCCGGUUCCGGGAAAGAUGACGAUGCUCCCAACAGGGGCGAUGACCCAGACGAGGAGGAUGAAGAGGAGGAGACGUACCCUGAAGGCGGACUGCGCGCUUGGCUCGUUGUCCUUGGAUCUUGGAUGGCGCUCGUGUCAUCACUGGGUCUUAUGAACACCAUUGGAGUGCUGCAGUCAUAUGUUGCGCAAAAUCAACUAUCCAGCUACUCUGAGGGCACCGUCGGUUGGAUCUUUUCGAUAUAUACCUUUUUGUCCUUUGGGAUGGGGCUUUACAUUGGUCCUAUAUUCGAUAAAUAUGGGCCGCGGUGGCUGAUAUUACUCGGAACUGUGUUGCUGGCUGUGGGCACCAUGAUACUCAGCAUAUGCACCGAAUUUUGGCACUUUGUCAUCGCCUUCGGCCUGAUUGAUGGCCUGGGAACCGCCUUCAUGUUCACGCCCGCCAUCACCGCCAUAGGCCAUUGGUUCCGUGACCGCCGGGGCCUGGCAACGGGCAUCGCCUCCACAGGCGGCGGCGUCGGCGGUGUCGUGUUCCCACUUCUGCUGUCGGACCUCUUCGAGAGGGUGGGCUGGGCAUGGGCGGUGCGAGUGCUCGGUUUCGUGAGCAUCGCGCUGGCAGUUGCGGCCAACUUCCUGAUCCGAUCCCGGCUGCCACCGGCCAAGAACGCCAGCGCACACCCGGACCCGCGCAUCUUCCGCAACGUCGCCUUUUCGCUGACGACGGCAGGCAUCUUCCUCAUGGAGUUUGCGCUCUUCAUCCCGCUGGGCUACAUAUCACUGUACGCAAAGGCGCAGGGCUUCUCGGCGGCGUUUUCGUUCCAGAUCCUGACCGUGCUAAACGCGGCUUCGGUGCUGGGCCGGGCGCUGCCGGGCUGGUGGGCAGACAUCAUCGGUCCCGCCAACGCAAACAUCAUCGCCAUCCUGCAGUCACUCAUCGCCUGCCUGGCCAUCUGGCUGCCGGCGGGCGGGACGACGGCGGGCAUCGUCGUCUUUGCGAUCCUGUUUGGGUUCGCGAGCGGGACCAACAUCAGCCUCACGCCGCUCUGCAUCGGGCGGCUGUGCAAGACGCAAAACUACGGCCGCUACUACGCCACGGCUUACACACUCGUGUCGUUUGCCUGCCUGGUCGGCAUCCCGAUCGGCGGCAAUAUCCUGGCCGCGUGCGGCGGCGACUACUGGGGCUUGAUUGUGUUUACGGGCCUGUUGUAUCUGCUGUCGCUAGUGUUUUUCGUGUCGGCAAAGGUUUAUUCUGUAGGGUGGAAGCCUUGGGUUUUCUUUUGAUUUGAAGGAGGGGUAGUAAACAUGGUUUGGCUUGUGAGCUGUAGUGGAAUUUUUCUUUCUUUUUUUGGCGGUCAGUUCUGGUGUAUUGCAGGCAUAUAUUACAGGCAUCUUGCAGGCAUUUUAUAGGCGUUUUCGGAGGACAAAAGAAACCAGAUGAGAAAACAAACUCAACAGCUCUUCUGUGUCAUUUGUCUUUUUUCUUCUUUGGGAUAGAUAUUAUGAGCGAUUUUAUUCAACAAUCCAGAUAUCAAUUGAAUCUUGCCA